AUGGCAAAGCUACCUGUUGCCGGUAACAACAGCACCUUCGACCACCUUGAGACUUGGAUCUUGAGAGUUUACAUCCAUUGCGAAGGAUGCAAGAAGAAAGUCUUCAAAGUCCUUCAGAGUAUCGAUGGAGUUUAUAAGACCGAAAUCGAUUCACUCCAGCACAAGGCUAUAGUUACUGGAUCCGUCGACGGCAAUACUCUCGUCCAGAAGCUUCUAAAAUCUGGUAAGCACGCGGAGGUGCUGCCGGAGAGUUUUGAAGCUAGGGCGGCUGCAGAUAGUGCGCCCGGAAAGUCGAAGAAGAAGAAGAACAAACAGAACAAACAGAAGGAGGACGAAACAACACAUGCUGAUAACCAACAUGCGGACGAAGAAAAAGAGGAAUCGGAAGCGGCGACGACUGAAGGAAACAAUGGCGCAAAAGAACAGGAAAUAGCCCAGGCGGGUGUCGCCGCCGGUGAUAGUAACGGUGGUGGUGGAAAGAAGAAAAACAAGAAAAAGAAAGGUAAAGUUGAUAAAAAGGACAAUAACGCACCACCAAACAGUGAUACCCAAGUCCUACCUGCGGGCAAUGCACCAGAGAUAAUGGCAGAAAAUGUAGGGGCCUCCAUGGAGCUGUUAAAUCUCAGCCGUCCGGGGGUAUACGCGACGCCGUACGAUCUACCCGCAUAUCAGAACUACUACCCCACUCCGGCGUACGGGGUAAGUUACAGUACAUCUUACCCUAGUGCUGAAUCAUCAUACUAUACCCCACCGGUGUAUGGAUACGCCCAAUCACAUCCAACAUCCGUCUAUUAUCCACCACCACCACCACCUCCACCGGCGUAUUAUCCUAGAAGCGCGUUUGAUGAUCAUGAUGACGAAAAUAAUGGGCAGGGGAGGGGUUGCAUUAUCAUGUGACGCAAGAAUCAUUCAGUUACAAUCCUUGACAAAAAGUGAACUAUGUAAUAUAAGUUUGUUGGACAUAUAUAAAAGUUAUAUAUCAUAGUUUGAGUUACUAAAUGUGAUUAAUUAUAAAUAUGGUCUUAAAGUAGCGUUGUAUGGAUUUUGUAAAGUAUAGUCGCUGCUGUAACUUGUAAAUAAUCAGUUGAAAUAUAAUAUAACAAACUAUAUAAAAUAGCGCCCUAGUUUUAUU
This is a messenger RNA of Lactuca saligna, 1132 nucleotides long. Lineage: Eukaryota; Viridiplantae; Streptophyta; Magnoliopsida; Asterales; Asteraceae. The record is from the annotation of a GenBank genome assembly.